UUUGCUGAAUCUACUGCGAGGAUGAAGACCAUUCUCAGCAAUCAGACUGUGGACAUUCCAGAAAAUGUGGACAUCACUCUGAAGGGACGCACAGUUAUUGUGAAGGGCCCCAGAGGCACCCUGCGGAGGGACUUCAAUCACAUCAAUGUAGAACUCAGUCUCCUUGGAAAGAAGAAGAAGAGGCUUCGGGUUGACAAAUGGUGGGGAAAUAGAAAGGAACUGGCUACUGUUCGCACUAUCUGUAGUCAUGUACAGAACAUGAUCAAGGGUGUCACACUGGGCUUCCGUUACAAGAUGAGGUCUGUGUAUGCUCACUUCCCCAUCAACGUCGUUAUUCAGGAGAAUGGUUCUCUUGUGGAAAUCCGAAAUUUCUUGGGUGAAAAAUACAUCCGUAGGGUUCGGAUGAGGUCAGGUGUUGCUUGUUCAGUAUCUCAAGCCCAGAAAGAUGAGUUAAUUCUUGAAGGAAAUGACAUUGAACUUGUAUCAAAUUCAGCUGCUUUGAUUCAACAAGCCACAACAGUUAAAAACAAGGACAUCAGAAAAUUUUUGGAUGGUAUCUAUGUUUCUGAAAAAGGAACAGUUCAGCAGGCUGAUGAAUAAAGUGUAAGUUGUCCAGCUACAGAAGCACCAAGAUGUCAAGGCACCAAGCGAAUCUGAACUUUGUGAUAUUUUGAAGGAGCAAUAAAAGACAUGUAUUGAAAAA
Molecule: messenger RNA, 703 nt
Organism: Rhinolophus ferrumequinum (greater horseshoe bat)
Lineage: Eukaryota; Metazoa; Chordata; Mammalia; Chiroptera; Rhinolophidae
Product: 60S ribosomal protein L9
Exons: 1
Coding region: 22-600 (192 amino acids)
Biological process (GO): cytoplasmic translation
Cellular component (GO): cytosolic large ribosomal subunit; ribosome
Molecular function (GO): structural constituent of ribosome; rRNA binding
Source: RefSeq, a predicted model, not a curated record